Molecule: messenger RNA, 1935 nt
Organism: Micromonas commoda
Lineage: Eukaryota; Viridiplantae; Chlorophyta; Mamiellophyceae; Mamiellales; Mamiellaceae
Exons: 1
Coding region: 1-1935 (644 amino acids)
Source: RefSeq, a predicted model, not a curated record
AUGUGGGCGCUCGCACCGGCGCUCGGCCCGCGUGAGCGCGCGGUGAGCGAGUCGAGGGGAGGGAUCGGGCGUUUCAGAGAGCGUCGGUUCCUCCUCUCGACGCGCGUGCGCCGCAGAAGGGCGGAAGCGGCGUCCUCGAGCCAAGACAAGUCGGGUAAAUCCUCCGCGCCCAAGAAGAAACCACCGCCCUCCGUGCUCGUGGGCACCAACUUCGUCGCGGGGAGCGAGGGCGUGAAGAAUAAGGACUAUAACCCGUACACCGACAAGUUCGCGAAGGAUUGGUCCGACCCCGACGCGGAGAGGAAGAAGAGGGGCGAGACCACCGCGCUGUCCUACGAGGCGAUAUCGAUGUAUCUCGCCUCCGCUAUCCUCGGGCCGUUGCUGGAUCACCAGCACUCGCGCUUCGACGUGCUGCACUACGAGGACAGCGGCAGCGGCCGGGUGAUCCUGAACUUCCCCGAGGUGGCGGCCAAGGCGCUGUGGGGACCUGACGGGGUUCCACCCGCAUCGGUGGUGCAGUGGUUCGACAGGGUGCACGCGGUGAUCCCCGAGGGACUGGACGACGUCCUGAGCGCCGCCUUCGUGCGAGAGACGGGCGUGUUGGAGACGGCGUUGUGGGUCCCUCUGCUCUUCGGAGGGGCCGGGGUCGUGAUUGGCGUUGGGCACACGCUGGGCGACAUGUUCAGGCUAAAGACGGGCGCGAAGGAGGAUCGAUUCAUCGAAGGUAACACGCCGCUGCCGAGGUUCCUCGAGGAGUGCCCGGGGAAGCCUCGGCUCGGGUGGGAACCCGAGUGGGGCGUCGUCUACUCCGGCAUCGGACUGUUCGCGAUGCAGUACGCGACGUCGGGAAUAUUGGCCACCACGGUUAACCCGCCGUUCCCGGAUAUGCCCUCUCACGCCAUCGAUGCGAUACUGGCGGCGUGGGCGCUCGGGCAGUGGGCGGUUUUCGACUACACGAAGCAGGGUUUGGCCAUGGCGGUGUUGACCGGCGUGGCGGGUCCGGUGACGGAGAUAUUCCUCAUCAACGUGUUGCACCUGUACCACUACAGCGACCCCGAUUUCUUUGGGAUCCCGUCGUGGAUCGCGUGGGUGUACUUUUGCGGCUCGCCCGCCGUGGGGAACCUGAGCAGAGCCGUCCGAGGUGAGCUGCGGCGGCGACAGCGACUGCAGACGCCGACGUGCGAGGUUGCGCUGGCGGCGCCUAAAAAAGCGUGGCGGCCGCCCCCCAGGGGUAACGCCAGGGGAAAGAGGCAGGGCGCGACCGCGGUGGAGCAGCCGGCGAGGGGGAAGAUGACGGUGGUGCUGCCCAAUCAGACGGAGGGUUCAAACGCCGGCGCGAAGAACGGAGCGGGGAAGAAAGCGGUUGGGGGGGCCAAGGAGGUUCCGUCGACGGCGGCGAAGGCGCGACCGUCAGCCUCGGUGUCGGUGAAACCACCUCCCGAGGACGACGGCGUGACCCGGGUGCAGACUAUGAGGAAAGAACUCGAGUGGAUGCGAAGUUUGCAGAACGAGAUCAACGAUCUGCAGGCUCUGAAGCGACGGCUCGAGGCGCUUCGCGACGCGGCGAACGAAGCGGCGCCGCCGAUACUGCCGAUGAUCGAGCGGCGUCUCGGCGAGGUUGUCCCUGAUCAGUACAAGACGCGUCUGGAGACGUUGGAGAGCGCGUUCGAGCGGAAGGUUUUGCCCAAACUUCCGGAGAAGGUGCGCAAGAGGGUGGGAUCGAGGUCCCCGAGCGCCGAGGAGAAGGCGACGCGGAUGAAUUCGCUGAAGGGUCUGAACAAGGAGUUGCGAGACGUUCAGAAGGAGAUCGUCGAGGUGAAGACGAGGAUCGACAUGAGCUUCGACUCGGAUAUCAGGCCACCGCGUCACUCGGAUAAGAGAGAAGAUAGCGGCCCGGCGGACGACAGGGAGUCGGAGGACGCGACGACGCAGUGA